AUUUUUUUUCUUCCUGAGAUUCCAAGUGAAGAUCCCCGGCCACCGUCGGCGGCUGCUAGCGGCGAGUAAAAACUAUAAUUCAGCUGCGAGGCAAGCCACCAGCGUCGCAGCGAAACGCUUCUCUUUUCUCUAUUCUCUAUUUCCCCUCACCAAUUCGAGGUCUUUCUUAUCUUUCGUGCCAAGCCAUACAUUCUCAAACUGUUUUAGGGUGUAAUUGUAUUGGGAAUCCUGCAAUUAUGGAUGUUGUGAAUUGGGACGGAACACUGUCGGAGAAGGAUUUCUAUCUGGCUGCUCAGACUUUUGCCCAGAAAUGGAAAUCGCUUAACCCUGAUUUCCCGCCAUGGUCUUGGGUUCCUUGCCGGAAACAGCCUCUUGUCUCUUCUGUUGAAGCAGAAGGAUACUUGUCACUGGAGAAGAUAUUCCUCCCGGGGUCAAGUGAGGAUGAUUAUGAACAAGAUGGUCACACUGGUGAUGAAGAAACUAGUUGCUCUGAGAGUGAGGGCCCUGUUGAUAGUGCCACAUUGGUCCAAAGCAGUAAUCUUGAAGUACAUUACUAUGAUUUCCAUAUGGUUUACAGUUACUCGUUUAAGGUUCCGGUGCUAUAUUUCCGUGCAUAUAGUGGGGAUGGUCAACCUUUAAUGUUGGAUGAAAUUGAAAAAGAGCUUCCUGCCUGCUCCUCGAAGAAAUUGUUGGAAUCAAAGUGGACAUUCAUAACUCAGGAGGAACAUCCAUACUUGAAUAGGCCCUGGUACAAAUUACAUCCCUGUGGAACUGGUGAGUGGAUGAAGCUACUUUUCAUGGGUGAUGCUGCUCUGCUUAAACAUGGGGAUUGGACCGAAACAUAUCUUGCAUCAUGGCUUUCAGUGGCAGGGCAAGUUGUCGGCCUUAAGAUCCCUCAUGGUCAACCUUUAAUGUUGGAUGAAAUUGAAAAAGAGCUUCCUGCCUGCUCCUCGAAGAAUUUGUUGGAAUCAAAGUGGACAUUCAUAACUCAGGAGGAACAUCCAUACUUGAAUAGGCCAUGGUACAAAUUACAUCCCUGUGGAACUGGUGAGUGGAUGAAGCUACUUUUCAUGGGUGAUGCUGCUCUGCUUAAACAUGGGGAUUGGACCGAAACAUAUCUUGCAUCAUGGCUUUCAGUGGCAGGGCAAGUUGUCGGCCUUAAGAUCCCUCGUAGAAUGUUGAAUCAUUAUUAUCAAUCUUGAUGUUUCGUGGACAUGGCUUGCAAAUGAAACCGUGUAAUGUUAGGUACAACUCAAAUUUUUUUGUUAUUUUUUUAUAUAUAUUUUAGUUGUAUAAUAAAGUGAAUAUUUAAAU
Rubroshorea leprosula is the source of this 1314-nucleotide messenger RNA. The record is from the annotation of a GenBank genome assembly. NCBI's taxonomy places the organism in Eukaryota, Viridiplantae, Streptophyta, Magnoliopsida, Malvales, Dipterocarpaceae.